AGCCUCAAGCCACUCUCGUCGUGUACACGUUCUUCCUUUUAGCCGGAGGAAGAAUGUUGUUGACAGAGGCGGUGAGAAAGAUCUAUUCAUCAUCCAUAUAGACGACGACAUUUUAUAUUAAUUGUCUCUCUCUAGCUAGGGCUUUGGAUGAUUAGACCCUGAGAGAUAUUGAAAUGGGUAAUUGCUUUGGAUCCACCUCAAAGAAGAAUGCUAAUGAGGAUGUUCAUGUUAACUCCUCCUCCUCCUCACUGAACUCCAAACCCUUUUCACGAGCUGAUAGUGAUACUGGAAGAAGCUCGAAUCUUUCAUAUCCUUGGAGUUUAAAACCUCUCAUUACAAGAAAAUGUGAAGCUAACAGCACUCUACCUGCACCGCGCGAAGAAGGAGACAUCAUGCAUUCUCAAUAUUUGAAGUCCUUUACGUUAGAUGAGCUAAAGAACGCUACGGGAAACUUCUGUCCAGAGAGUCUAAUUGGAGAAGGAGGGUUUGGUUUUGUUCACAAGGGCUGUGUUAACGGUGGACCUGGAAUCGAACUUGCAGUUGCUGUAAAGAAGCUUAAAACUGAAGGGUUUCAAGGACACAAGGAGUGGCUGAGGGAAGUGAAUUAUCUUGGAAGAUUGCAUCAUCCAAAUCUGGUGAAAUUGAUUGGUUACUCCUUGGAAGAUGAACAACGUCUUUUGGUUUACGAGUAUAUGCCUAAUGGUAGUCUUGAAAAUCAUUUGUUUGAAAGGGGUUCCAAUGUGCUUUCUUGGUCACUGCGUAUGAAAGUAGCUAUUGGUGCUGCUAGAGGGCUAUGCUUUUUGCACGAAGCUAAGGACCAAGUCAUUUACAGAGACUUCAAAGCAGCAAAUAUCCUUCUUGAUUCAGGAUUCAACCCAAAACUCUCAGAUUUUGGGCUGGCUAAAGAAGGUCCAACAGACAACCGUUCACAUGUGACAACCGAAGUCAUUGGUACAGAAGGUUACGCAGCUCCAGAAUAUCUAGCAACAGGUCAUCUAACAACGAAAUGCGACGUCUACAGCUUUGGUGUAGUCUUACUAGAGAUUCUCUCUGGACGUAGAGCCAUAGACAAAACCAAAGCUCGAGAGGAAGAAAGCCUAGUGGAAUGGGCAAAACCUUACUUGCGAGACAAGCGAAAAGUGUUUAGGAUAAUGGACACGAAGCUUGUGGGUCAAUACCCUCAGAAAGCAGCGUUUAUGAUGUCUUUCUUGGCUUUACAAUGUAUCGGAGAGGUUAAAGUAAGACCAUCGAUGCCUGAGGUCUUGUCUCUUCUUGAGAAAGUUCCAUUUCCAAGACAUAGAAAGAGUAGAAGCAGAGGUUUUGCUACUAACUCUUCUUCCAAACGGUUUCUCAGACACCCUAACUAAUUAAGGGAUCGACUAAAACUUUGGCUUUUGGAUCGUUCUUUCUUUUGUGGAAAUGAAAUAUAAAAACUUUUAUU
Molecule: messenger RNA, 1441 nt
Organism: Capsella rubella
Lineage: Eukaryota; Viridiplantae; Streptophyta; Magnoliopsida; Brassicales; Brassicaceae
Product: probable serine/threonine-protein kinase PBL3
Exons: 5
Coding region: 174-1367 (397 amino acids)
Biological process (GO): protein phosphorylation
Molecular function (GO): protein kinase activity; ATP binding
Source: RefSeq, a predicted model, not a curated record